CAAUAGUCAGCUCAGAAAUAAUUAGUUCACAAAGAAGCAGGGAUUUGUCAUUUGUCAGUGGAUACAGAUGGAGUUUAUAUCAAACCUUGGUGCUGGGGCUUUAGUCAGGUCUUUUUCAUCUGUGGGCUCAGAGAUAACCCGUCGGGUGAAAACUGCCUCUGCCCCACCACAGAGGCCGUUCCGUGUUUGUAGCCAUGAUCGCAGCGUACGGAAAGGAGUUACUGCUGGGUCCCUCAGAGAGCUGAUAGCAAAGGCUAUGGAUGCUCUUUUUCUUUCUGGUAUUGUGACUUUAGUACUGGAGGAGGAUGGGACACUCGUGGAUACAGAAGAUUUUUUUGACACACUCAUGGAUGGCUCAGUGAUCAUGAUCUUGGAACGUGGACAGAAGUGGAACCCAACAAAGGGUGUCCUGUCUUACUCCUUGCAGCAAGAGAAGCCGAAGAACAGUCGGGAUAUUGCACGAAUCACCUUUGACAUAUACAAGCUAAACCCACGUGAUCUGUUUGGCAGUCUGAAUAUAAAGGCCACGUUCUAUGGCUUAUAUUCCAUGAGCUGUGAUUUCCAGUGCUUGGGACCAAAGAAAGUCCUCAGAGAGGUCUUGAAGGUCCUUUCAGCAGCGCUGCAUGGAGUGGGACGUCUGAUGCUUACUGCGUCUGGACUACUGAGACGCUUACUGGAUGGUGCAGACCACACUAACCGCAUCUGCGAGUAUGAAGGCUGACCUUCUGUUCUAAAUCACAAAAGACAGGAAUUCAUGCAAUAAACAUACUUACUGUACCAAGAAUAUGUACUGCAACCUACUGACAUUAGUACGUAGUUACUGUUCUUUUAUCUUUGCAAUAUUCAGCUAAAGCAUUAACUCUUUCUCCAGACCUGUACUAAAAUAACAAAAAUAAAUCUGAAAUUACCAUCAACAGUAUGGCAAAUGAGCAAUUAGGGCAUCUUAUGCAUUAACACUAUAUAUUCACUAAUACAAAUGUGUAAUAUAAAAGCUGAAAUCAAGAUAAAUCACAUCAGACAUUUAAUGUUACCUUGCAAUGAGCAACAUUCAAGUGAAAAAUAGACAAUUUGUAGGAAACAAACGCACAAAUAUUGAAAUACAAGCUGUGUUCAGAGCUAACCAAUCACAUUCAAAAUAAUGUUUAAAGGUAAUUAGUAUACAUCUGCCAGUCAGGAUCAUUCCAUUUGGUGCGGUGGAUACAAAAAUACCAGAGCAAUUCAAUAUAGCUCCAGUGUGUGGAUGGCUACUUCAAAAGGCAGCAGUUUCCAUGAUACCACAGAUGAUUCUGCCACUAAUGAGUGCGACAGUACACUGUCAGGACUGACCCGGCAGUAUUUGAAAGUGUUUGUGCGCAUAAUCCCAUAGGAAGGCGCACGUUUCUGGGAAGCGAUGCUCCUAAUAAUGAUGUGGUACCCCAUUAGAAGACUUGUUCCCUUGCCACUAUGAAAGUCCCAAUUCCCUCCUAAGGGGACUUAUUGCUGCCCAGCUGGGCAGAAUCAACAGCACUGUAGGAGUUAACAAAUUCCCCUGUACUAUUGACGUCAGCAGCAACAUAAUGCAGUGGGCACUAGGACCCAGGACAUCUGAGCGGCAUCCCUGGAGAAUGGGACGCCUGGAACCCUGCUGAUUUGCUGCCGCUUGGCGGGAAGGGCGGCGGGCGGAGUUACCGCAUGUGUGAAGAGUUGUAGCCCUGAAGUGAUGAAGGGGUCUAUUCAUGAAGCAGUGAAAAGAGUGGAGAAGUGAGCCUGUGUAGAAGCUCCUCGUGGCAACCAAUCAGCUGCUCUGUACAACUGUAUAGUAUGCAAAUGAUAAAUGUUACUUCAAUGCUGAUUGGUUACCAUGGGCAACUUCUCCACUGGCUCACCUCUCCACUCUUUUCACUGCUUCAUGAAUAGACCCCGUGGAGAGGUGAAGCGUGUGCAGGCUGCUGGAGAGACCGCGGAGUGAGGGGACACUGGGGCUGUGCUUCGCGGGAAGAACCCGCUAUUGAGGACAGGAGUCCGUCGGGCAGAGCACUGUGAAAGGGCUGCGGUGCCUCUAAGGAGAGUCACCAGGAUAAUCACCGGGGUGCUGUGGCCAGGCACUGCUGAGGAAGCAGCAGAGCGACGGUGCGCAUCACGAUACUGGGGAGCUGAGCACCGAUAAAGCGGGAACGGGAGAGACGUCUGACCAGGGGUGAGCCAGCCCGAAACUGUGGGAGUGGCACACACCAGGGGUGGCCAGUCAGUCACAAUUAUCCAGCAUGUCCCUAGACACACAGAUAGACGGUCAUUACACUGUCUCCACAGCUUAAGCCAACCAGUGCAAGUGUUAGCCAGAGAGCCAACUAGAGCCCUUCUUAGAUAUCCAGUCAGAGCUGGUCAAUGACGGCACUUUCCUCCGAUAAUCAGAACUUUCCGACACUCAAUAUUCAAUUGAAGUGCCGAUUUUCCGCCCUGUCAGACAUUCUGACAAGUCGAAAAACACAUGGAUGAGCUGGAUCUCUGCUCAUCCAUGUGUUUUCGACUAUUCAUUUUCGCCCAUAAGAGAGGGCGGAAAUUAUUGGUCGGAAUGGGAGGGGAAAUGGGCGAAAACGGACAGCUACUUAAUACUGAAGUGUCGGAUACUCUCCGUUGGAGAGUAUCCGCCUGUGAUUGAAUAUCCCCCAUAGAUGGAGAGCAGGAUAUUAUACGCCAACGCCAGAGCCCCUUUCAUCACAGGAGUCUUUCUACUGACUUUUACCCUUUAUCACAAUAUCUGGCAGGGAAGUGUGAGCGGUAGAACUAGUGCACCUGAGUUGCCCAUUAUUUAUCGGGCCUGCCAACGAACUGAGAGGAUAGACACAAGACCUGCAGGCAGCAUUCUAGCCUUUUUAAGAACUUUUGUCAUUCCCUGCUUACCGCACUGCAGCCAUCUGCUUGUUUAAUUACUAAUAUACUGCAUUGUGCUGUUUGUUGCUACUUACUGCUGAAAACUGUGCUGCUUAUUACCACCUGCUGCUCCCAAAAGGACUUUAUCCUAUCUGCUAUCUAUUGCUACAUAAUUGAACUCUGCACUGUAUGUAAGCUUGAUAUACUGCUUCACCUCUUGCCAACUUCUACUAAAGUGAACUGCUAUACUUAAAAGAAAAGGGGUUUUACUGUUGGUCUAUAGUGAACAGAGCAUUGACUAGUAUUCAAAGAGGCCAGAGGUACAGUGACUAAGCAAUGAGAGGCACUAGCUGCAACCUGGUGGACAAGUUAGGUCACUAAUAGUGAAUAACAUUAACUAUACGGUGAACUCUAGACAGAUAUGUUUACUGAUUUACUUGAACUGCGUUCUAUGUUCUUAUCUAUUCUGGUACUGCAUUUUGCAUUUUUGAAUGUACUGUAUUAUACCUAUGGCACUGCUAUAUAAAUGUGUAUUGUAUCUUUCUGAUUUUUAACCAAGUCAAUCCUACAACGGUGAUCAAUUACUUAUCCCGAAAAAUAAAUAUCAGAUCACCGUCAAAA
Molecule: messenger RNA, 3471 nt
Organism: Pseudophryne corroboree (corroboree frog)
Lineage: Eukaryota; Metazoa; Chordata; Amphibia; Anura; Myobatrachidae
Gene: CIDEB
Product: cell death inducing DFFA like effector b
Exons: 5
Coding region: 68-721 (217 amino acids)
Biological process (GO): apoptotic process; regulation of apoptotic process
Source: RefSeq, a predicted model, not a curated record